Pomacea canaliculata is the source of this 5156-nucleotide messenger RNA. RefSeq names its product THO complex subunit 2-like. Gene Ontology annotation, biological process: mRNA export from nucleus; mRNA processing. The transcript is spliced from 40 exons. Gene Ontology annotation, molecular function: mRNA binding. Gene Ontology annotation, cellular component: THO complex part of transcription export complex. The record is from RefSeq and is a predicted model, not a curated record. The coding region runs from base 60 to 4607 and encodes 1515 amino acids. Lineage: Eukaryota; Metazoa; Mollusca; Gastropoda; Architaenioglossa; Ampullariidae.
CCAUCGUAAUAUUUAAGUCCUUAGAGACUAGACUGACGUCAGAAGCGGCUUGCAAGAAAAUGGCGUUACGUUGUAUUGGUGUGGAAGCUGCAAAGACAUGGGAAAAGACUGGAAGAACAGACUUUGUAAACUUAUGCAGGUCUCUGUCUGAAGACAAUGACAAUGCCAGACCUGAAAGCCUUGCUAGACCUCUGUAUGAGUUAUGUGACCUUGUUCUUAAAGGUCACUUCAAAGUGGAGACAGCCAUUGCCACCUUAACAGAAAUAGCCGAUCAGGUUCCAAGUCUUCCCUCUGUUCUUGCUGAUGUGCUGGGUGUGCUUGAUGUUGAAACAUCUAGUAUUGAGGAGAAAAGUGUCAGAGACAAGUUUGUUUCACUCGUUUCUGCAGCAGUUAGCAUUGUAACGGAGGGUCUUCUAAAAGAGAGACUUGAUCAGGAUACAUUAGAAGUGGCAAACCUUGUGUCAUCUAGGCAACAGUUUCAACAGAAAUAUGUCAAGACCAAAACUCGACUUUACUACAAACAGCAGAAAUUCAACUUAUUGCGUGAAGAAAGUGAAGGAUACUCAAAACUAAUAGUGGAGCUGAAUCAGGAGAUUACAGACCAUGUGACACCGGAGUCUGUCUUGCAGCACAUCAAGUCUCUCAUUGGAUGCUUUGAUCUUGAUCCAAAUCGUGUGAUUGACAUCGUGCUGGAGUCCUUUGAGUGCCGACCACACCUGCAAAAUUUCUAUCUCCCAUUAUUGUGUGACUAUGUGUCAGACCCACUCACACUCUGCCACAUCUUAGGGUUCAGGUUCCAUUUCUACUUGCCUGAGGAUUCUGAGACUCCAGCUUCUUUGUUCCAAGUGGCAGCAUUGUUGCUGAAAAAUGGUCUUGUAGAUUUGGAACAUCUGUAUCCACAUCUGCUGCCAUCUGAUGCAGACAUGCAACAGUUCCAACAGAAAGAGCUACAAGAGGCCAAGGCAUAUGCACGUCGCCUCAACACAAUCGUACUUGCAGACAAGAAAGAGGAGGACAAAGAAAAGGAAGAGCUUCAGAAGAUAGACUUGAAAGUAAACAACCAGAAAUUAGGACUGUGUGAGGCCUUAUUGGAGAUUGGUGCAUGGGACAGUGCCAAAGCAAUAUUGGAUGGACUUCCUGAGGGGUUUGCCAUCUCACAUAAGCCCAUAACCCAGGCACUCUGCCACCUGAUUCAUGCUACCAUUGAGCCACUUUAUGCAAAAUAUACUGGUCUGACAUCAGCCCUGACCAAACGACGACCAAUACCUGUCAGACGGGCUGAAAUUGAAUCUGUGACAACAUUUUCUGGCUUGCAUCGUGUGGUGUUCCCAAUGGUGCUGUAUCUGGGUCCCCACAUAGCAGCAGACCCAGCCUUGUUGGUCAAACUUAUCCGUUUAGGAAAGGCAUACAUGGUCAAACGCCAAGAUGGGACACUCAGUUCAGAUGAUGAGGCCACUUACUAUGGGCUGUUGACCAUAGUAGAUGAUGCACUCCUGCCUUCACUGUCUUUACAGCCUGGCAAUUGCUGCAUGGCAGAGGAGUUGUGGGGGCUUGUCAGAUUGUAUCCCUAUGAAAUCAGGUAUCGCAUGUAUGGACACUGGAAAAAUGAGACCUAUUUUACACAUCCAAAGCUGAUUCGUGUCAGGGCAGACACACUUGAGCGAGCUAAGUACAUAAUGAGGCGCAUUUCCAAAGAAACAGUAAAGCCCUCAGGAAGACAGCUGGGGAAACUGUGCCACAGCAAUCCUGGUGUUUUGUUUGAACUGGUGCUGUCUCAGAUCCAGAGAUAUGAUAACUUCAUUCUACCUGUUGUGGAUUCCCUGAAAUAUCUAACUGCCAUGUCCUAUGACAUUUUGGCUUAUUGCAUCAUUGAAGCUGUGGCUAAUCCAGAGAAGGAACGAAUGAAAACUGAUGACACAAACAUUUCCCUUUGGCUUCAGAGCCUGGCUAGUUUUGCCGGAGCCAUCUGUCGCAAGUACACAGUGGAGUUAACAGGAAUCAUGCAGUAUGUAGCAAACCAACUGAAGGCAAACAAGAGUUUAGAUCUUCUACUAUUACGAGAAGUGGUGCAGAAAAUGGCUGGCAUUGAAGUGUCAGAAGAAAUCACAGAUGACCAGUUGGAAUCUUUAUCAGGGGGAGAGCUCCUUCGCCAAGAGGGAGGGAAUUUCCAGCAGGUACGCAACAUGAGGAAGUCCUCAACAAGGCUUAAAGACACUUUGCUGGAACGUGACCUUGCUUUGUCCUUGUGCCUGCUGAUGGCCCAGCAGCGGUCUAGUGUUAUCUUUAGAGAAGACACAGGCAGCCGCCACCUGAAGCUAGUAGGAAAGCUUUAUGAUCAGUGCCAGGACACUUUGGUUCAGUUCGGCAGCUUCUUGUCCAUGCAGCUGUCAACAGAAGAAUUCGUUAAACGUCUACCUCCCAUUGAUGUACUUAUCUCAACAUAUCAUGUGCCCCAAGAUGCUGCCUUCUUUUUGUCGCGACCGCUGUAUGCUCAUAGUAUUGCUACUCGCUAUGACGAGCUUAUAAAGAGUGAUGCCAAAAACAAAGAAGCGUCUUCCUAUACAAAGAGGUACAUUGAAGCUUCAGAAGAAAUACAGAGACCUGUCCUAGAAGCAUUAAGGCCCCUGUUUCCUCCCAAGAUUUGGGAGGAUUUCACGCCACUGUUCUUUCUGACUUUCUGGUCCUUGUCCAUGUAUGACCUUAAAGUCCCAACCACUGCUUAUGACAAGCAAAUCCAACUUCUUCAGGCACAGUCUAACCAGAUUGAGGAAAACAAGGACAUGCCACAGAGUAAGAAGAAGAAGGAAAAAGAACGAUGCAACCAGUUGAUAGAGAAACUCAAGGAAGAAGCAAAGAGGCAACAGGAUCAUGUUACAAGGGUGAUGGAUCGACUGAAAAAAGAAAAAGACUCAUGGUUUCCUUCUGGGACAACCAAGUCGGAAAUGACAACAAAUUUUCUGCAGCUGUGCAUUUUCCCACGGUGCUGUUUCACAGCUAGCGAUGCCAUCUAUUGUGGCCAGUUCAUCCAUGUUUUACAUAGUCUUAAAACCCCAAACUUCUCAACUCUCAUCUGCUAUGACAGGAUUUUCUGCGACAUUACUUACACGGUGACAAGCUGUACAGAGAAUGAGGCACAUCGCUAUGGACGCUUCCUGGCCAGCACUCUUGACACCAUCAUGCGUUGGCACAGCAGCAUCAAUGUCUAUGAAAAGGAAUGUGCCAAAUAUCCUGGCUUUGUGACAGUCUUCCGCAAAGGACUUGACAGCAAUAAUAAGAUGGACAGGCUUGACUUUGAGAACUUUCGUCAUGUCUGUCACAAAUGGCAUUUUCGUCUAACGAAGGCCAUCAUUGCCUGUCUGGAAUCUGGCAACUACAUUCAAAUCAGAAAUGCUCUCAUCAUCCUUACAAAGAUCUUGCCUCAUUACCCACGCAUUGUGCAAAUUGGCAUGGCGAUAGAACGUCGAGUUGACAAACUCAGCAAAGAGGAGAAGGAGAAGCGCCCCGAUAUCUAUGCACUUGCCAUUGGGUACUCUGGACUGAUGAAGAACAAGAAAACAACGUGGGUGCCAGAAACAGAAUUCCAUAUCAAGGAGCCCAAACAACCUCUCAAAGGAUCAGCAGCUGGGUCUGCAGCAGCAGCUUCUGCCAAAGAGGGAAGCCAAAGUGUCAAUAACCGGAGGCCAGAAGAUAGCAAGGUCAAAGAGAGCAAGACAGGAGGUGAAAACCGAGAGGACCGAGCCAAGGACCGUGGCAACGACCGCAAGGAGAAAGACAAGCGUGACAAGAAGGACAGCAAAGGGAAAUCUGCAAACAGCACAGACGCUGGAGAGCAACAGGACGUGGUAAAGUUAUCAAAGGACAAAAGUACUGAUGACAGAAAGGCCAGAGAGGUGACAUCAUCACAAGCAGCUGCACUUUCUCGACCAGGGGAAGCAGAUGAGAUGAUCCGACGGGACGGGAAGGCUGACAAGCUUAUCAAGGAGGAGAAGCCAAAGAAGAGUGAAAAAAAGGACAGGGAAAGAGGGAAGGAAAAAGAGGAACGUGGGGGCAAGGACAAGUCAAAGCGCAGUCACAGCCAGGAGCCCGAGGAGGAGAGGACUACAGCAGUUUCAUCAUCUCAUUCUUCAUCACACCGUCGCAGCAUUGAGGCAUCACCAUUGGCUGUUGAUGAUAGAGAUACAAAGCGCAGAAAAGUGGAAAAUGCUGGAUCAAGUUCGCAGGAGAGCCCCAACGACAGUGCUAGUAAACCAAAGACAAGGAAGAGCCCGUCAAUAGAGAGAGAGGGCAGUGAUAAAGACAGGGAAACCGGAGACUACCGCAAGGAAAAGAAACGAGAGCACUCUAUGGAUGCUGGUGAUGCUGAUAUGAAGAAACGACGUAAUGAUGACUACUAUGAUCACUACACCUCAAAGAACAAAGUAAAUGGAGAACAGAAUGGCUCAGAAAACAGACCUCGUGAACGUGACAGUCGUGAGAGGAGCAAACAUGAUGGCUCAUUCAAGGUGAAAGACAACAGAAAGGAGGCAAUGCCAGGCCCUGAUGAUUCUCCCAAGUUAAAAAGCAAAGAGAAAAAAGAAAAAUCCUCUUCCAAGAAACAGAAAAAAUGAUGAGCCAAGGCUCCAAAUUACCAGCUACAAAGAUCAUCUCAGGCAGUCUAGUGCGAUAUUGUGUUCCGACAUUGGCAACAUUUCCAUGUUGUCAGACCUCGUACACAUGAUCCAUGCAUGCACCUGAUAGAAAUGCUGCAGAAAGCAUUUCUGUUUGGCACCUGCACUUUCCCCAGUCAGUACUGCUAUUAAGCAGAGCAUGUUGAGGAGCUUCAUCAUGUGAGCAAGUGAUUUGCUCUGCAUGAAACAUUUCCAUUUUCUUCUUUGUUAGAGCUGUACAGCAUGAACUGGCAGGUUAAAGGCAGUUUUGUGAUCAGAGGACCAAAAUGUUGACUGUAUUUUGGCAAAGUUUCUUUGUACCUGUGGUCAUAUUUUCAUCCAUUGAGCUGCAAUAUGUUCUUCGUUCAAAAGAAUGGAAGAAAGUUUGGAGUAUCUGCAUGUAGAUAUUGUGAGGUCGCUGAUUGCAGUUACAUUUUUACUGAUUGCCAUGUCUGCCAUGUAUAUAUUAAAUAUGAGAAAGAAAAACAAACUGAAUGAUGGUGAAAACUA